AUGGCUAACAUGAUCAUGGCCUCUCACAAAACCCUAACCACCCCCUCCAUUCCCCCCGUCCCGAAACCCAUACUCCGCCGCCAAACCCUCCCAAAAAUAGCCCUGCCCAAGUUCCUGAAACCCCACCAGCUCCCCUCCCUCCUCGCCGCUGCCACCACAUUCUCACUCGCUCACGCGCCGCCGUCUCUGGCGGCGGAUAUCGAGAAGGCGGCGCUCUUCGACUUCAACCUCACCCUCCCGAUCAUCGCCCUGGAGUUCCUGUUCCUCAUGGCGGCGAGGGCGGAGAUAGCGGCGGCACUGAACAAGAUGAAGAAGGACUCCCAAGAGGAGGUGGAGGCGAGGCUGGCAGAGGGGAUGAAUAAGUUGGAGGCUGAGCUGGAGGAGGCGCUGGCCGGACUUGAGAGGCAGAAGGAGGAGACAAUCAAAGCCCUCGACUCGCAGAUCGCAGCCCUCAGUGAGGAGAUUGUAAAGAAGGUGCUCCCUGUUUCCUAA
Molecule: messenger RNA, 492 nt
Organism: Striga hermonthica
Lineage: Eukaryota; Viridiplantae; Streptophyta; Magnoliopsida; Lamiales; Orobanchaceae
Source: the annotation of a GenBank genome assembly